Athalia rosae (coleseed sawfly) is the source of this 2860-nucleotide messenger RNA. RefSeq lists its product as uncharacterized. The transcript is spliced from 5 exons. Gene Ontology annotation, molecular function: DNA binding. The coding region runs from base 1867 to 2613 and encodes 248 amino acids. The record is from RefSeq and is a predicted model, not a curated record. NCBI's taxonomy places the organism in Eukaryota, Metazoa, Arthropoda, Insecta, Hymenoptera, Athaliidae. Gene Ontology annotation, biological process: regulation of transcription by RNA polymerase II. Gene Ontology annotation, cellular component: transcription regulator complex; nucleus.
UCUGUGUAACAAUCGUCGCAGGGGUGGCCAGUAAAAAAAGUAUGAUCAUCUCAUGAUUCGUUUCAGUAAUCAUCUUAAACUGCGAGCUGCUGAACCCAAUUGUCUCAGCUCUCUUAAUUUGCGAUUAAAUUUUGAGGUGCAGAUGCCGAUGAAUUCAUAGCUUACACGACGUUGGAAUAUUUGAAAAAUAUAUCUGCGAAGCAACCGGAGGCAUGCACUGUGAACGAUUCCUUGAUACAGUUGUACACGAAUUCAGGAUCAUCAUUGCAACCAGGAAGCGAUACGCUCGGAUUAACUUGCGGGACUAAAAAAAAAAGAAACUUCUGCUCUGUUACCUCCGGAAAACAAUGUGUAUUUUCAGGUAAAUUGUCUAGGAAUUCAUCACUAAUGCGGCUAUAGAAAUCCAAAGUAUCGGUGUGUCUAUGCAUAUGUUCAUCAUACGACAAUCUAGACAGGCAGCAGACUCGUUGACCAUCACUUUAUAUUCUCGGCGUCAGUUUGUGAGUCUUUGCGCAGCAAUUCGAUACGAUCGAGAACGUGAGCUGAUGCCCUGCUCUUGCGCCUUCAUGGGACGUUCGGAAUUAUUAUUUAUACUAUUGCUCAUCAUAAAAAUGAUGACAGUCCACAGCGACAGUAUCGGCAAAAGUUGUAUAGCUCGGUCUAUGGAACAACAACCCUUGUAGGUCAUUGACCGCUACAAGCUAAUCGUUUGUACGUACGUACGUGCGUACGUCUCUACCCUUUUUCUAGCGGAUGCCGAACGGUUUAAUGCGCACCUGCCGUGUCGGUAAAACAGAUCGCGUGUGUGAAAAAACUUGUGCGAAAAAAAAUUUGUCAAGGGUUGAAAGAUGAUGGUGAAACGUAGAUUUGAUAUUUUUUGCUAGAUUUUAAUAUGAACUCCAUCGCUGCUUUGGUUUUUUCCAUUCAUUAACGCCGAGCAUACAUAAUGACCCUGAAAUAAAUGCCAUGCAGACGAGCGGGUGGUCUGCAACCGUAAUCUAGAGUGAUUAUUACCCAUACGUGUUUGUGCGUUGCUGAUGUAUGGUACCGCCUCACAGACACUCCAGACGGACUACGACCGGUCCCAUAUCAUAAUUAAUGCACAGCCUUCCUUCCUUCGACUCUUUCCUCUCCUUAUAACAUGUCAAUUACAAUUAAACAUCAGCGCAAUUGCGCUCGAUAAGAUUGAGCACAGCGUAAGAGAAAGUGGUCUUUGUUUUGUUGCAUACUGCUGAGAGAUUGCGAGAGCUAUAGAUCGAGGAACAUGUCGUUCAUCUCAACAAUUGCGAAGAUCCCUCGGUUCCAUCUUGGAAUGACGUCCAAUGUUAAAAAUCAUCGGAUACGGCGAUAGCGAAUUAUUCGCGACACCCGUUGGGUAACUUACACUGGUCCGAGGAAAGUGACAGGUAUGAGUCGUUAACCGGUCAAAAUUGGCCCCGUAAUAUGGACAGACGUACGAUAAAGUAAUGCGCGGUCUGAGCUUCCGGUCGAACACUCCGACUUGGGUGCGAAUCGCGCACAGCUGUUCCUGAGCCGUCGUUGGUACUCCAUGUAUACCGCAUUAAUAUACCUAUAUGAAUUUGGAGUCGGUUUGUGUGUGCCGCUUCCACCCGUACGCAACUUAUCGCGGGUAGAAUAUCUCCCUUCAGGAAUGCAGCUGGCAAAUAUCGGCUUGCCCCGCACUAUAUAGUACCACAGUGUCGCAGUUUGUAGAAUGAACCGAACGGCCGACCCUGUCGAUUUUGGGAGCUGCUCACGGACGCAAAAGGUUCUCAAUUCUCAUCUUCGCAGCAUCCAAUCCCCCGCGCAUGGAAAGAAACGCAGAGAACGCUAGAGAGAGUAUACUAGGGGUGUUCGGGAAAUACGAUGGACACACCUCGGUGCGACAAAUCAAAGAGACACGCCAGUGAGAUACAGAAGCGACCGGCGAUUUACGAUGUCAACUGCGAGGAAUAUAACGACAGGAAUGCUAAGAUGGACGCUUGGGAGGAAAUGUGCCGGGUGAUGGUGACCAAUUGGAACAACUUGAACAACGAAGAGAGAAACGCCGAAGAAAAAAAUUUACGGGGGAAAUGGAGAAACAUCAGAGAUUAUUUCAUGAAGGAACUUAAGUUACAACGUUCGCAAAAAUCGGGUCCAGCGGCGCGAAAAAGAAAGAAAUAUAUUUACUUCGAUCAAUUAUACUUCCUCCUUCCCACCGUCGAAAAUAAAAAUUUCAGAGACUCGGUACAGAUCACUAAAAGUUCACCCCAGCAUCAAGACAGCGACAGCGAAAUGGAUAACCCUGUUAUCGAAGAAUACGAUUUUCCACCAAUACAACCGAGCACUUCGAGAAAUUAUAACAACGUUGCGAUGAACUUACACGAGUCGAACAUGCGGGGGCGAUAUUCAAACCAGAUUUGCGAAGCACCUCUCAACUCAUUCGACAACGAUGUCCACGACAUGUUGUCUCCCCAUAGUCAACCAAUGAUCCACGAAGAAGAUUACGACAGGAUGUUUCUUCUUUCUCUGUUACCAAUGAUGAAGCAAGUACCUGACGUCAAAAAACUUGAUGUCAGAAUACAGAUGCAACAGAUAAUAGCGUCCGCGCUUUACGCCUCCGAAUCAAAGUGAUAUAAUUGAGUAUUUUAUACUCAUGUUGAUGAAAAUAUUUUUUUUUCAACCCCAUAAUGUAUCUCUCUGAGAGAGAUGAAGCAGAACCAUGCACCUCAAAAAUAUAAUGAACAAUUUUAUAGUUUUGAAAACUCACGGAGAUGAUCCGUAAUUAUAUUAAAUCAUGUUAUGUCGCGUUAGUUGUACGACGUCAGAUGGCCAUUCAAGCUCGACUCUUGAUGUAAAUAUAUUUUUCUCAUUAUCCCGA